Messenger RNA from Aspergillus vadensis CBS 113365, 658 nucleotides. RefSeq lists its product as uncharacterized. NCBI's taxonomy places the organism in Eukaryota, Fungi, Ascomycota, Eurotiomycetes, Eurotiales, Aspergillaceae. The record is from RefSeq and is a predicted model, not a curated record. Bases 122 to 535 code for a protein of 137 amino acids. The transcript has 2 exons.
AUUCAUUUCAGCAAGAUAAUACCACUUCUACUAAACAUAAAACCUCUCUUUCCAUAUAUUAUUUUCUCUAUAGGACAUCUCCCUUUCUCUACCUAAUAAAACAUAUACUCAUAGUAUCACAAUGAAAACCGUUGACGACACCGCCCGCGAAACCGCCCAAGAAAUGGGCUACAAAGAGCCCGCGUCCACGACCGACAGCUCGAACGGGAACUCGAUGAUGACCCCCCAGAACUCACUGAAUGAUAUGGCGCAAUCGGGUGUCAAGGAGAUGAAGAAUAUGUUUGAUGGAGUGGCGUCGGCGCCGGCGCCGGGGGAUUUCUUGAAUAGUACGUGGGAACAUGUAAGGUCGUUGAUGGGUGGGGGUGGUGGUGAUGGGGAGGACAAUGGGAAUGGGGAAGGUGUAGAUGGUGUCGUUGAGCCGGCGGAUGCGGAUGAGAUUCGGUGUAUUGAGAAUUUGGAGAGGGAGAAGAUUAUUCAGUUUUUGCAGGAGAGGCAUAUGAGUAUGAAUAAUAUGGGGAGGGGGAAGAAGGUAUAACCGGGGGAGUGCUAGAUUCGGGUCGGAUGGAUAAAAUAAUAUGUGAUGUUGGGACAUUCAUGCAUACGUGAAGCUUGCUUCUGAUCAAAGUGAAUUCUGUAGCUGUCAAAGUAGUACUCUUAC